AUGCGCCGCCACCGCGAAGACCCCAUUGCCAAAAAGGCCCUUUUCCGGAAAACUGUCUCCGAAUGCAAAAGAGUCUCCAAGUGUCUCCUUUGCGAGGCCCCUCAGGGCGUGCUGCGCAAAGUCGUGCGGCCAGUGCUGGACCAGUUCAUGAAGCUGCGGCACGUCACGAAGCAGCCGCGCGCUGCUGCUGCUGCUGCUGCUGCUGCAGCCGGCGGCACUGCAGCAGCAGCAGCAGCAGCAGCAGCAGCGCAGCAGGAAGAGGACCUCCACCCGCUGCGCGUGCAGCAGCUGCUGCAGCGGCUGCGGCCCGGAGACUGCGAAGUGCUGGACGUGGUGGCCCCCGCGAAGCUGCUGCUGCAGCAGCUGCCAGUCCCCCCGAACUGUCUCCGUCCUUCUGUCUCCGUCGGAGAACAAGGCUCCAACGAAGACGAUUUGACCUGUCUCCUCGCGGAGAUAGUGGAGAUAAACGGGGCCCUGAGGGGCCUCGCAGCAGCAGGGGGCCCCCCGGGGCAGCUGCUGGGGCUGUGGGAGCUGCUGCAGCUGCAGGUGACUUUGCUGCUGAACUCGGAGGCCCCUGCAGCGCAGCAGCUGGUGGGCCGCAGCAGCAGCAGCAGCAGCAGCAGCAGCAGACCCGCGCGGGGCCUCUGCCAGCGGCUGAAGGGCAAGGAGGGCCGCUUUCGCGGCAAUCUCUCGGGGAAAAGAGUGGACUUUUCGGGGAGAACUGUCAUUUCUCCAGACCCUAAUGCGGAGAUCUUUGAAGUCAUUGUCCCCAAGUGGAUGGCCAAGAGACUCUCCUUUCCGGAGACAGUUUGUCCCCUUUCUGCAGCAGCGCUUCGCGCUGCAGUGCUGCGCGGCUGCGACUCCUGGCCCGGCGCGCUGUACGUACACAAGCGCGACGGCAGCAAGUGCAGUCUCCGUUUCGCCAACAGGAGACACUUGGCGUCGCACUUGGAGACAGGAGACACUGUCGAGAGACACUUGAGAGACGGAGACAUUAUUCUUUUCAACAGACAACCAUCUCUCCACCGACUCAGCCUCAUGGCCUUCAAAGCCAGAGUCAUGGAGGGGAGAACUCUGAGGUUUAAUGAGAGUUGUUGUUCUCCUUUUAACGCGGAUUUCGACGGAGACGAAAUGAAUCUCCAUCUUCCGCAAACUCAUGAAGCAAGAGCCGAGGCCUUGUGUCUCCUCGGAGUUGUCUCCAACUUGCAGACUCCGAAGAACGGAGACCCUCUGGUGGCGGCCACUCAGGACUUUCUGUCUUGUUGGUAUUUGAUAACUCACAAAGAUUCUUUUUUUUCCAGAAAAGCUUUUUCCCAACUCUGUGCUGCAUGCACCGAUGCUGCUGCUGCAGUGCAGCUGCCGCCGCCCGCGCUGCUGCUGCCGCAGGAGCUCUGGACUGGGAAGCAGCUGCUGGCGGUGCUGCUGCGGCCCCACAGAGCUGCUGCUGCAGUCCUCAACUUCGAGACUCGAGAAAGGGACUUCGACCCCAACUGUCUCCUUCCAACUGUCCCCUUUUGCAUGUGUCCCAACGACGCCUACGUCGUCGUCCGCCACUCCGAACUCCUCGCCGGUGCCAUCGGAAAAAAAGUCCUCGGAGUCCGCUCCUCCUGCUCCUGCUGCUGCUGCUGCUGCUGCUGCUGCUGCUGCUGCUGCGGGGCUGCGCUGCUGCUGCGGGGACUUCUUGGCGCGGCUUUUGCGUUCUUUGGGGACUUUUGGGGCUUUUGGAACUUCUGGGGGCUCCUUUUGCUGCUCUUUGGAGACCUUUUGCUGCUGCUGCUUUGCUGCUCUUUUGGAGACCUUUUGCUGCUGCUUUGCUGCUCUUCUUGCUGCUCUUCUUGCUGCUCUUUUGGAGACCUUUUGCUGCUGCUUUGCUGCUCUUUUUGCUGCUCUUUUUGCUGCUCUUUUUGGAGUUUUCUGUUUGCGCUUUUGCGGCAUUUGAGGGACUCUUUUUGGCGUUUUUACUUCGCACAACAAAUGUUGUCUCCUCUGUCUCUCUUCUCCUUCCAAACUCUCUUCUUCUGCCUUUCUGUGUCUCCUUUUUGUCUCCUUUUUUGUCUCCUUUUUGUCUCCUUUUUGUCUCCUUUUUGUCUCCUUUUUGUCUCCUUUUUGUCUCUUAUUCCUCUCCGUUUCAAUCCCAUCAAUCUCAUUUGUCUCCAUCUGUCUCCUUACUCUGUCUCUUCUUCUAUUUGUCUCUUUUCUAUUUGUCUCUUCUUCUGUUUGUCUCUUCUUCUAUCUGUCUCUUUUCUGCCUAUUUCUGUUCUAUCUGUCUCUUCUUGUCUCUGUCUCCUCCUGUCUCCUUUUGUCUCCUUUUGUCUCCUUUUAUCUCUUCUGUCUCCUUUUAUCUCUUUUGUCUCCUUUUAUCUCUUUUGUCUCCUUUUAUAUCUUCCAGAACUCCAAACAGAAUUCUUUAACUCCUCAAUAAGAGAGACACUUCUUCCUCUGUCUCUGCUGCAUGCAUCUCUCAAAACCUCUAAAAAGUGUCUCCUUUUACUUCUUUCAGCCCUCCAAACACAAUUCUUUCACCAUCCAAAAGGAGACACUUCCCUGUCUCCUUCUGUCUCCUUUUGUCUCCUUUUGUCUCCUUUUCAAAACUCCAAACAGAAUCUUUUUUACCACUUAAGAAGAGACACUUCCCUCUCUCUUUCUGCUGCGUGCACCUGUCUCCUUUUGUCUAAAAAGUGUCUCCUUUCACCUCUUUCAACCCUUUAA
Molecule: messenger RNA, 2709 nt
Organism: Eimeria necatrix
Lineage: Eukaryota; Apicomplexa; Conoidasida; Eucoccidiorida; Eimeriidae
Product: DNA-directed RNA polymerase III largest subunit, putative
Exons: 1
Coding region: 1-2709 (902 amino acids)
Biological process (GO): DNA-templated transcription
Molecular function (GO): DNA-directed RNA polymerase activity; DNA binding
Source: RefSeq, a predicted model, not a curated record